Messenger RNA from Parnassius mnemosyne (clouded apollo), 852 nucleotides. The record is from the annotation of a GenBank genome assembly. Lineage: Eukaryota; Metazoa; Arthropoda; Insecta; Lepidoptera; Papilionidae.
AUGGCGUGUCAACCUAAACGUUCCGAAACCGUCGUAAUCCACGAGUUGCUGGCCUUUGUUCAACAAAAAUUGGACGUCAUGGACCAGGUGUCUCUGGAGCAGAUACUGAUGACAAGCUUCACCGAGGACGAGAUCAUCCAAGCGAAGAAGGUGUUAGCAGAUUCAGCCGUGAGCCAAAUCCGUCUUAUCACACGUCACAGGGAUGGACGCGGUAAGAAAGACCUGCAAGACAUCUUCAGGCUGUUCAAUGAGAACGACCCUGAUGACAUCCCAACUUUCGUCGCGCGUGAUUUCAACAAGCUGCCUCCCGUUAAGAACAGCGAAGGAUUGGUGAUAGAAGGUGUGAAACACCCUCUGCAGAAUACGUGGAGCUUUUGGAUGUUCACGAACAAGAAUAAAAGCUGGGAGCAGAACCUAGUGAAGUUGGCUACAUUUGACACUGUUGAAGACUAUUGGUGUCUCUAUCAUCACAUGAAAACUCCGUCAGAGUUGGAGUUCGGUCAAGAUUACUCUAUAUUCAAGGAGGGUAUCCGGCCGAUGUGGGAGGACGACGCGAACAGACAUGGUGGCAGGUGGCUGAUUGGCUUUGACAGGAAAAACAGUCCCUAUCUUGAUAAUAUUUGGUUGUUUACGGUUCUCCUGCUCAUAGGAGAAACCUUAGAAAAUGCCGAUGAAAUAUGCGGCGUCGUAGUCAGCGUUCGAGCGAAAUGUAAAAUAGGCAUUUGGGUCAAGAAUGCUGGAAAUGAAAAAGCAGUCUUAGAGAUUGGCAAUCGGCUGAAGAGUCAACUUGGAUUAGACGCAAAAAUCAAGUUUCAUAAUCAUAACAGAGUGCAUAAUAUUUAUACUAUAUAA